Messenger RNA from Suillus bovinus, 1400 nucleotides. RefSeq lists its product as uncharacterized. The transcript is spliced from 2 exons. The coding region runs from base 412 to 1176 and encodes 254 amino acids. NCBI's taxonomy places the organism in Eukaryota, Fungi, Basidiomycota, Agaricomycetes, Boletales, Suillaceae. The record is from RefSeq and is a predicted model, not a curated record.
AACAAGGACAAGCUUACAGUGCCCACGUUGGCGGAGCACCGUACCCUCAGCCUGCACAGAUACCGUACUCACAGACUUCGCAAGCGCAUUAUCCUCAGCAGCAGCCUCAACAGCAACUCCAACAGCAACUUCAUCCCCAACAACAACAGACACAGACACAGACACAACAACCUGCUGAGUAUUCCCCAGGAGUACAUGCUCAACAGCCGCAGCCGCAGUCACAGCCGCAGCCGCAGCCACAGCCACAGCUGCAAAGCCAGCAACAUCCACCUCAAAGUACUGGCCCGCCUUACGUUUUCGAUCCAAAUGCAACAUACCCAGAUCCAAAUGCUCAAGCAUGGGCGCAAUACUAUGCGCAGGGUGGGAUGGAUCCCGCUGGGGCUGUAUACUUUAUUUCAGUACCAGGCAUAAAUGAUACAUCGUCACCGCCAGAGCAAAACCCUCAAUCGCUGCAAUCAUCACUGGAUCCAUACCAAGCGCAGGCUCAGCAACCACCUGCACAUCAGGAAGCCACGCACCAACCGUCGACCUCCCAGCACGCAACGUAUACGGACCCCGACCCCCAGCAAAACCAAUACCCCUCGCAGCCAUACUACCAAGACCCUGCACCUGCCCCGCGGGUAUCACCAACCAGUGCAACUGGUGGCAUAUCUUCCCUGCAACGGGCGUCAUCUGCGACUGCAGGUAUCCCAAACCCGUACAGCUAUCAUUCUCCCUCACAUCAGCAACAGCUCUCUCCAACUGGACAGAGUGGAUACGCUGGACCAGGGUCUGAGGGACAUGGGUAUGCGCAGCCUGCGAGCCCCGCACCAGGUGGCUACGUUCAGGGUCCGCCGUCUGGGGCAGGGUAUGGGAGUUCGCCGUCGGGUGAGUACCCACAAGGUCCCGGGGCGCGUGGCAGUGUGCAUGCUUUACAAAAUCAGUUUUUGGACAUGUCAAUUGGGGGUCCAGAGGCUGCGACGUCGUGACCCUAAAUUAUUGUCUCAAAUUUGUGAUAUGCGAAUUAUUCUGGUAUUAUUCCGUGAGGGUAUGAACAUUCUUGUAGGAUCUAAUCAUCGCAUGUCCUUGAGACCUUUGGGCCAUCUACAGCUGUGGCUGGUCACAUUGUGCCUACGACUCGACAAACGAGCAAUCUCGGCAGACGCAUUUGCAUUUCCUUUGAUAUCCUUCGUUUAGAGGACAUUGAAAGCGUGUUAGCAGAACCACCUUUGUAAAUCACCCACGCACAUCAUCAUACUCGUCCUUGCUUUGUAGAACCAACUAGUGGUGGAGAGAUUGCCAUUGGUGGAUGUGAAGUCCUCCAGAACAUUCAAGCUCAAUUCAACGCGGAGCGAAGAAAGAAGUAUGGAAAAAAUGUUGUCCGCUUUUCCAGCGUCGCUCUAGAAAAAAGUGCUUACACC